AUGUCGCUAACUCCUUUCUUCGGUAACAGGAGGACCAACAUCUUUGAUCCUUUCUCUCUUGACAUUUGGGAUCCGUUCAAGGAUUUCCCUUUUCCUUCUUCUUCUUCCUCUUCUUCGCUUUUCCCUCGUGAAACCUCUGCUUUUGUUAGUACUCGCGUAGAUUGGAAGGAAACACCAGAAGCUCAUGUUUUCAAGGCUGAUCUUCCUGGGAUCAAAAAGGAAGAAGUGAAAGUAGAGAUUGAAGACGAUAGAGUGCUGCAAAUUAGUGGAGAGAAGCAUAUGGAGAAGGAAGACAAGAAUGACACUUGGCAUCGUGUGGAGCGUAGCAGCGGCAAGUUCUCUAGGAGAUUCAGGUUGCCGGAGAAUGCAAAGAUAGAUCAGGUUAAGGCUUCAAUGGAAAAUGGGGUUCUUACUGUGACUGUGCCUAAAGCAGAGGUCAAGAAACCUGAUGUGAAGGCUAUUCAGAUCUCUGGUUAA
This is a messenger RNA of Jatropha curcas, 477 nucleotides long. RefSeq names its product 18.1 kDa class I heat shock protein. NCBI's taxonomy places the organism in Eukaryota, Viridiplantae, Streptophyta, Magnoliopsida, Malpighiales, Euphorbiaceae. The record is from RefSeq and is marked validated.